UCCGCCGGGGACUUUGCUCCAGCCCCGCACCCCGCACCCCGCACCAGCCCGGGGGGGCGGGAACGGAGCCGCCAUCGGCGCUGCCACCCUCCUGCUGUAAGAAUCCACCCCCCCCGUUUGCUCCUUGGGGGAACAGUUCCCCCCCCCCCCCCCAUCGCCAUUGUCACCCCCCCCAUCGUCACCCACCCCGGAGCCGCCAUGUCCUCAGCCACCCCGGCCAAGUAUCCCUUCAAGAAGCGGGGCAGCCUGCAGGCCCCCAGCCCCGCAGUGACACUGUGCCCACAGAGCUGCGGGGGGGUGGUCCAGGCUCCCGGCCCCUGCAGUCAGCCCGGUCCCUCCCCGGGACCCCCCACUCCCUGAAGCAUUUCCCCGUCGAUCUCCGCACAUCCAUGGAUGGAAAAUACAAGGAAAUCGCUGAGGAGCUGUUCUGUCGCUCUUUGGCUGAGAGCGAGAUGCGGACGGCGCCGUACGAGUUCCCUGAGGAGAGCCCCAUCGAGCAGCUGGAGGAGCGGCGGCAGCGCCUGGAGCGGCAGAUCAGCCAGGACGUCAAACUCGAGCCCGACAUUUUGCUCAGAGCCAAACAGGACUUCUUGAAAAUUGACAGUGCUGCCGACUUACAACUCUACAAGGAGCAGCACGAGGACCUGGUGGACCAUGUCCCCAAGGAGCGGGAAGUGCUGCUGGAGCGGGAGUUCCAGAGGGUCACCAUCUCGGGGGAGGAGAAAUGUGGGGUGCCCUUCACGGAUCUUCUGGAUGCAGCCAAGAGUGUGGUGAAGGCUCUGUUCCUGCGGGAGAAGUACAUGGGCUUGUCCCUCCAGAGCUUCUGCAAAACCACAGCUCGGUACCUGCAGGAGCUCUCUGAGAAACCCCUGGAGACCCGCGGCUACGAGGAGGUCCCCGAGACCCCCGUGGCUGCUGAUGCUGCCGUGCACCCCCCCUUUGCUGACCAGCACCCCUAUGAGAGGUGGGACCCCCAGACCAUGCCAGCAGAUCUGGGCUUUGGGCUGAAGAUGGUGGAUGGUGUGGUGCACGUCUACACCAAGCAGGACCUCACAGACAAGAGCACAGAGCUGGAUCUGCCAUACCCCGACCUGCAGGAGUUCAUCGCUGACAUGAACUUCCUGAUGGCACUGAUCAUCAACGGGCCCAUCAAAUCCUUCUGCUACCGCCGGCUGCAGUACCUGAGCUCCAAGUUCCAGAUGCACGUUCUGCUCAACGAGAUGAAGGAGCUGGCAGCCCAGAAGAAGGUUCCUCACCGGGACUUCUACAACAUCCGCAAGGUGGACACCCACAUCCACGCCUCGUCCUGCAUGAACCAGAAACAUCUCCUACGCUUCAUCAAACGGGCCAUGAAGAAACAUCUGGAUGAAAUCGUCCACGUGGAGAAGGGCAAGGAGCAGACACUCAAGGAGGUCUUUGAGACAAUGAACCUCACUGCCUACGACCUGAGUGUGGACACGCUGGACGUCCACGCGGACCGCAACACCUUCCACCGCUUCGACAAGUUCAAUGCCAAGUACAACCCCAUCGGGGAGUCCAUCCUGAGGGAGAUCUUCAUCAAGACAGACAACCGCGUCUCAGGGAAGUACUUUGCCCACAUCAUCAAGGAGGUGAUGUCUGACCUGGAGGAGAGCAAGUACCAGAACGCUGAGCUGCGCCUCUCCAUCUACGGCCGCUCCCGGGACGAGUGGGACAAGCUGGCCCGCUGGGCCGUCAGCCACCGCGUCCACUCCAACAACGUCCGCUGGCUCGUCCAGGUGCCCCGGCUCUUUGACGUCUACCGGACGAAGAGGCAGUUGGCCAACUUCCAAGAGAUGUUGGAGAACAUCUUCCUGCCCCUCUACGAGGCCACCGUCCACCCUGCCCAACACCCAGAGCUGCACCUCUUCCUGGAGCACGUGGAUGGCUUUGACAGCGUGGAUGAUGAAUCCAAACCGGAGCAUCACAUCUUCAACCUGGACAGCCCCUUGCCAGGCAACUGGGUGGAGGAGGACAACCCCCCCUACUCCUACUACCUGUACUACAUGUACGCCAACAUGACGGUCCUCAACCACCUCCGGCGGAAGAGAGGCUUCCACACCUUUGUGCUGCGCCCACACUGCGGGGAGGCAGGGCCCAUCCAUCACCUUGUCUCAGGCUUCAUGGUCUCCGAGAACAUCUCCCAUGGUUUGCUGCUCCGCAAGGCCCCUGUCCUGCAGUACCUCUACUACCUGGCACAGAUUGGCAUUGCCAUGUCCCCCCUCAGCAACAACAGCCUCUUCCUCAGCUACCACCGCAACCCCCUGCCCGAGUACCUCUCCAGGGGGCUCAUGGUCUCCCUCUCCACUGAUGACCCCCUCCAGUUCCACUUCACCAAGGAGCCACUGAUGGAGGAGUACAGCAUUGCCACCCAGGUCUGGAAGCUCAGCUCCUGUGACAUGUGUGAGCUGGCCCGCAACAGCGUCCUCAUGAGCGGCUUCUCCCACAAGGUGAAGAGCUACUGGUUGGGUCCUCACUACCUGAAGGAAGGUCCAGAGGGCAAUGACAUCCGUCGCACCAACGUCCCCGACAUCCGCGUCAGCUACCGCUACGAGACCCUGUGCCAGGAGCUGACCCUCAUCACCCAGGCAGUGCAGACCGAGGAGCUGGAGACCAUCCAGGAGGAGGACGUUCUCACCAUCACCUCCACUCUGCCCACCCACUGACUUCCCCCACCCCGGGCUCUUUUGUCCCCAGCUCCUGCAGGGACCUCGCUGCCACCACCCCGCAUCCCUCCAGGGCUUCGCCGCCGUCCCCCUCCUGCUACGUCCU
Messenger RNA from Calypte anna (Anna's hummingbird), 2790 nucleotides. It is a transcript of the gene AMPD2, whose product is annotated as adenosine monophosphate deaminase 2. Gene Ontology annotation, cellular component: cytosol. The transcript has 18 exons. Lineage: Eukaryota; Metazoa; Chordata; Aves; Apodiformes; Trochilidae. The record is from RefSeq and is a predicted model, not a curated record. Gene Ontology annotation, molecular function: AMP deaminase activity. Bases 390 to 2684 code for a protein of 764 amino acids. Gene Ontology annotation, biological process: AMP metabolic process; IMP salvage.